AUGUCGAGUAGUGAAUUCAGCGACUUCGAUGAUGAUGACAUCCUCCCUGUUGUUAAUGACGCCACUUCCGCUGAUUUUUCAGCUGCCAGUUCUGACAGCUCUCGAGCCCCGAAACGAAGACGGUUGAGCCAUUCCCAGACAAGUGACAAAAGAGACGCUCGCACUUCUUGGGGUACCCUCAGCGGAACGGGGCACGAGAGCGGCCAUGAAUCAGGCCAAAGCCAAGACACUCUGCCAUCGCUUCAUCGAGCACCGGUUGCCAGGCACAGGGAUGAAAUUAAUACAAAGCCAACCGGUCCAAAGUACAAAAUAUAUCAGCCAAAACACCCCCGUGCCCAAGAACCGACUUUCGUUACUCAGUUGACCCAACCUCCAUCGAGCCCAUCGAUAAUCCGUGGACCUCGGUGGAAGAAGCCUGGCCCAGAGGACCUUGCUGUAAAACGUGCUCCAACUCCCGUCAUUGACAGGAGUCGGAAUAUUCCGGAGACAAACAAUAACGAUAUGGAUGGGGAUUUAAGAGUUGCCAUUGCCGCAUCUCUGGAAUCUUUUCGAAGAGAAAACAAAGGAGACAUGGGACCAUGUCCUAAUCCUAAAGAACGAAAAAGUCCCGUCUCAUCCAAUUCUAAUUUUGGGCCUCAGGAUGCGUUUUUUGAUAUUGGAGAUAUCCCUGAAGACGCCUUCGACUCUUCCCUGGAUUCAUCGUCUGGUUCGCCCCAAAAGACUCCCGUUUUAGUUCCAUCGUCCCAGCCUUUUCCUUCUCAAUCCUCAUUCCGUCGACAAGGUAGUUCUCAGCAGAAAAAUUUGCGGCAGAUGACAUUAUUUGGUGGGCCUUCUCAGACUAUCAAGCCGUCAUCAUCGUCACAAUCCAUCUCACACAACUGGCCCUUCGUAAGCCGUAACGAACCUCCAACACAUCACAGACUAGAUUCUACUGCCAUAAAAUCUUGGGUAUAUCCAACAAACUUAGGCAAGAAAAGAGAAUACCAAUUUAACAUUACCCAACGCGCUCUGUUUCACAAUUUACUCGUGGCGCUUCCGACUGGCCUUGGGAAAACAUUCAUUGCCGCUACCGUCAUGUUGAAUUGGUUUCGGUGGACUACAGACGCCCAGAUAGUUUUCGUUGCUCCAACAAAACCACUGGUCUCCCAGCAAAUUGUCGCAUGUUUCGGUAUUGCGGGGAUACCUCGGUCACAAACUGUGAUGCUUACUGGGAGUACAGGGCCAGCAAUACGUGCUGCGGAAUGGCAGAGCAAGCGGGUUUUCUUCAUGACACCUCAAACUCUUGUUAACGAUCUUAAAAAUGGACAUGCGGAUCCGAAACGGAUUGUCCUACUUGUCAUUGACGAGGCCCACCGUGCCACUGGUGGCUAUGCCUACGUUGAAGUGGUGAAAUUUCUCCAACAAUACAAUACCAGUUUUAGGGUCCUUGCGUUAACAGCAACUCCCGGGUCAUCGGUGGAAGCUGUCCAAGAAGUGAUCGAUGGCUUGAAUAUAUCUAAAGUUGAGAUACGAACGGAAGAGUCGCUUGACAUUCGUGAAUAUGUUCAUUCACGAAAUAUUGAAAUUGAGACUUUUGAUUACUCUGAAGAUAUGAUCAUGUGCAUGGAUUUAUUCGGCAAGUCGUUGCAGCCCGUCCUGGAUAAACUUCGAAGCCAGAAUGCCCAUUGGGCAAAGGACCCGAUGACUCUUACCCCGUACGGGCUCACUGUUGCCAGGAAGGACUGGUUGAAGUCACCCGCUGGGAGGAAUGCAAAUAAUGGGCUCAAGGGUAUGGUACAUGCCAUUUUCUCGGUACUUUCGAGUUUGGCCCACGCAAUAGACCUCCUGAAAUACCACGGGAUUGGGCCGUUCUACCGCAACCUCGUUUCAUUUCAGAACGCUUUGGGUGCAGGCGGUAGUAAAUACCAACGCCAAAUCGUUGACGAUGAGAAUUUCAAAACGCUAAUGCAUCGGCUGAGGAUGUGGACCAAUAAUGAAGACUUUAUUGGGCACCCGAAACUGGAAUUCCUAAAACGGGUCGUGUUGAACCAUUUCAUGGAUGCGGAAAAAGAUGGGGACGAUUCCCUUGCAAAUAGACAUCCGUCAAGUACGCGAAUAAUGGUGUUUGCGCAUUUUCGUGACAGUGCGGAAGAGAUCGUGAGGGUAUUGAAAAGACACGGUCCGAUGAUCCGUCCACAUGUGUUUGUUGGGCAAGCGGCUGCGAAAGGAUCAGGUGGGAUGGACCAAAAGACACAACUCGAUAUCAUCGAGAAAUUCAAAGAGGGGACAUAUAACACAAUUGUCGCUACCUCCGUCGGUGAAGAAGGCCUUGACAUUGGCGAAGUUGACCUCAUAGUGUGUUACGACUCUUCCGCCUCGCCCAUCAGGAUGUUACAAAGGAUGGGUCGAACCGGAAGAAAAAGAAGAGGGAAUAUUGUCCUUCUUUUGAUGAAAGGCAAGGAAGAAGACUCGUUCACAAAGGCAAAGGAUAAUUACGAGAAAAUGCAACAGAUGAUAGCUAGUGGGGCUCGUUUUACGUUCCACGAUGAUAAGUCUCCACGAAUACUUCCGCGAGAUAUACAUCCUGCAGUGGAUGAACGACAAAUAGACAUUCCAGUUGAAAACUCCCAGACCGAUCUACCGGAACCCACCAAGCGAGCGAGAGUUCCUAAGCGGCUUCCCAAGAAAUUUCACAUGCCUGAUGGUGUUGAAACGGGAUUCACCAAGGCAUCUCGUAUCAGUGGCAUGAAGGUGAGCCGCAAGGCUACUACUGAAAGGCUCCGCAAACCUCCUCCAAAAGUUGUGGAAAUUUUUGACAUCCCGCCAUUGGAUGAAGUUCUUCUUUCGAAGGACGAACGAAGAGAACUCGAACAAAGAUAUUGCAGUAUCGGAGGUACGAGUCCUCAGUUUGUCUCCAGGCCACGAAUUGAUGCCUAUCCGGAGUUUCAAAGAUCUUACCGCCCAACAAAGUUUGUAAAGCACGGGGCCGUCACCUGCCGACUCGUAAAGGCUUUUCAAAAUAUGAAUGCCUUGACAACCGACUGCGCGUACCAUUUUAAAGCUCAUCUACACCCAGAUGACCUAACUGAGCAGUACGAAGCUGUAGCUUUGAAAGGCACUGGCCGAAGGAAACACCCUUCUUUUUUACGGGUCCACGAGAAAUGCCCUGACCCGCCCGACCCUGAUCGACAGAUACACCAUUUUAACAAUGGGUCCCAGCCAUUUUCUCCAUUGAUGCGUUCCCAAUACUCGCCCCAGUGCCCACCGAAAGAUCAAUAUCUCAGUUCUCAAGGUAGUGCAGGGGAUGACCUUGAACUUCCUGAUGUUGAAACGCUUUUCAACCAGCUUACUGGGAAGCGAACAGCGGAACAUGAGCAACAAAGUCCGUCAAGAGGCACACGGGGGAAGCUGUGUAUAGUUAGCGAUGACAGUGACGAUUUUGAUAUUUAG
Molecule: messenger RNA, 3429 nt
Organism: Histoplasma capsulatum G186AR
Lineage: Eukaryota; Fungi; Ascomycota; Eurotiomycetes; Onygenales; Ajellomycetaceae
Product: helicase C-terminal domain-containing protein
Exons: 1
Coding region: 1-3429 (1142 amino acids)
Biological process (GO): interstrand cross-link repair; double-strand break repair via synthesis-dependent strand annealing; replication fork reversal
Molecular function (GO): hydrolase activity; four-way junction DNA binding; four-way junction helicase activity
Source: RefSeq, a predicted model, not a curated record